This is a messenger RNA of Rotaria sordida, 325 nucleotides long. The record is from the annotation of a GenBank genome assembly. Lineage: Eukaryota; Metazoa; Rotifera; Eurotatoria; Philodinida; Philodinidae.
AUGAAAGCGGUUAGAUUAAUUGAUCAACUUUCUCCUCGUACACAAUAUGCUGAUUGGAUUAAUACUAUUGGAAAUAUAUUUUUCGAAAAAGAAUUCUAUGAUUAUGCAUUAGAAUGUUAUUUAAUAGGCUUAAAGAUGAGACUUGAUUGUCUUCCAAAUGAGCACCUUGAUAUAGCUGAAAGUUUAAUGUUUUUAGGUGACGUUUAUAUCAAAAAAGAUUAUUUAAAUCAAGCUCAAUCUUAUUAUGAAAAGGCAUUGAUUAUUUAUGAAAAUAAAGAACAUGUUAAUAGUAAUUAUGUUUUAAGCUCUAUUGGAACUAUCUAUG